Molecule: messenger RNA, 1113 nt
Organism: Eurypyga helias (sunbittern)
Lineage: Eukaryota; Metazoa; Chordata; Aves; Eurypygiformes; Eurypygidae
Gene: LPAR5
Product: lysophosphatidic acid receptor 5
Exons: 1
Coding region: 1-1113 (370 amino acids)
Biological process (GO): behavioral response to pain; G protein-coupled receptor signaling pathway
Cellular component (GO): membrane
Molecular function (GO): G protein-coupled receptor activity
Source: RefSeq, a predicted model, not a curated record
AUGUCAGCUUCCAAUGCAUCUCAGACAUGCAAGGAUUACAGCUUCAACCACCACCUCCUCCUGCCUGGCUAUAUCUUGAUAUUCAUUACGGGUCUGACACUGAACGUGAUGGCCCUGUGGAUAUUCAUCCGCUACCUGCGCCUGAAGUCUGUAGUGAUGAUCUACAUGUUCAACCUGGCCGUCAGCGACCUCACCUUCACACUCCCUCUGCCGCUGCGACUCUACUACUACUCCAACCACCACUGGCCCUUCGGUAACACGCUGUGCCAGGUGUCUGGCUCUGUCUUCCAGAUCAACAUGUACGGUAGCUGCCUCUUCCUCAUGUGCAUCAACCUGGAUCGCUACGUUGCCAUUGUCCACCCUCUUCGUUGGCGACAUCUCAGGCGCCCCAAGGUAGCCAAGCUCCUUUGCCUGAUCGUCUGGGUUGUGAUCUUCAUGGGCUCCAUCCCCACAGCCAUAGUCCACAAGCAAAACCACUGUGAGGUACAGAACCAGACCGUUUAUCUGUGCUUUGAAAGCUUUAGUGACAACAUGUGGCAGAAUAACCUCUUCCCCCUCGUUGUACUGGCUGAAAUCUUGGGGUUUCUCCUGCCUCUCAGCUGCGUGACAUACUGCUCGAUUCGGAUCUUCCAAGAGCUCUGCCACGACACCCAGACGAAGACUCUGCGACAGCAGAAGACUGUCCGUCUCCUCUUGGUCAAUCUGGUCAUCUUCAUCAUUUGCUUUGUGCCCUACAACACCACCCUGGCAGUUUAUGGGAUGAUAAAGGCCCGGGUGAUGAAGGUUGAGCAAGAAACACAGGCCUCUGUGCGACAAGUGUUAAUUAUGACAAUGCUGUUGGCCAGCAUGAACUGCACGCUGGACCCCUUGAUCUACUACUUCAGUACUGAGGGUUUCCGCAACACCUUUAAGAAACUACGGCGGGGACAAGCCUGGGACUCAGAUAUGGGGAUGCUUAAGAAUCAGGUUGUGAGGAAUAAGUCAACCCAAGACCAUGCUGUCUCAAAAGGAAAACAGUUCCCAGCUGGAAACUUUAUCCGUCCCAACGAAUCUUUGCCCUCAUUUCCUACUGCAGUAUUUUUGAAUGGCCCUAUCGAGGACUCGGAAAUAUAA